GUCUGGGAUGCAGUCGAGAGGAAGAGGAGUGGGCGAAUUGAGAGUUUAGUGUGCCAAGGAGCAUGCCAGUCCAUCCAAUCGAGAAUCCACUUAUCAGGUGCUUGACUUUCCAAAAGGAGAGAGAGGAAACUUUCCCAGGCUUCCAACAGACAGAGUGGGAGGAGAUGGAGAGGAAAAGUGGCUCUUGAACACUUCCCAGAGACUCCAUGUCUGUGAAGAGAAACACACACACACACACACACGCACACAAAAAAAUUCUUUUGGAGUCACCUGCCAGCAUCCAAACUCAAAGCUCUUUCCCUGCCUCUUUUCCCUUUUGCGCCUCUCCCUCCCUCGCCACAUUUCUUACAGGCUGAGGCAUCAAUGGACCCUCUGGCUCCGCCGCUCUCGUCAGCGACUUGGAAAGCUGGGAGAACUUGGUGAACUCCGCCGAAGAAAAGUAUUGGAUGGGACGCGACGUGGCGGAGGACAGCAGCAGCAGGCUCCUCGGGAGUCACCGCCAGGACCCCUAACUGGAGAGUACCCACCCCCGGCACCCCUAAAUAUACCCUCCCCACUUGGGUGGUGUCAUGACGGGUCAGCGCCCCAGCCUCCUGUUCCCCCUGGCUCUGCUGGGACUCCUGGCCGGGCUGGCCCACCUCAGCCAGGGCCAUGACGAGGACUACUACAUGCAGGAGCUGCUGACGAGGGAGCAAUACGCCCGGGUCCAGAUGUCCGAGAGGCCUGAUUGGCGUGAGCUGCCCAGGCUAAACAGCAAGAAAGCGGCCAAAGGGAAGGGCGACGGCGGCAGGCAGGAAGACAAAUCGUCCAACAAAAAAGCAGAGAACAACAAGAAGGGCAACCAGAAAAGCCCGAACGGAAGCUCCGAAGGAGACGGACAGCCGACGCGAUUCAAAGGUGAGUGCCCUCCCAUGGGAUUAGAGACGCUGAAGAUCGAUGACUUCCAGCUCCACGCGUCCACGACCAAACGCUACGGCCUCGGUGCGCACAGAGGUCGUCUCAACAUUCAGGCCGGCCUCUACGAGGACGACCUCUACGACGGGGCCUGGUGCGCCGGCAGGGACGACCCGCUGCAGUGGCUGGAGGUGGACGCCAGGAGGCUGACCAAGUUCACGGGGGUCAUCACACAAGGCCGCAGCUCCCUCUGGUCGAGCGACUGGGUGACCUCCUACAAGGUUAUGGUGAGCAACGACAGUCACGCGUGGGUUACGGUGAAGAACGGCUCCGAGGACAUGAUCUUCAGAGGAAACAGGGAAAAGGAGAUCCCAGUGCGCAACAUUUUUCCCACUCCUUUGGUGGCUCGCUACAUCCGAAUCAACCCUCAGUCGUGGUUCAACAGCGGCAGUAUCUGCAUGAGGGCGGAGAUCCUCGGAUGCCCCUUGCCAGACCCGAAUAAUUAUUACCACCGACGCAAUGAGGUCAUAACGACCGAUGAGUUGGACUUCACUCUUCACAGUUACAAGGAAAUGAGGCAGCUGAUGAAGGUGGUCAACGAAAUGUGCCCCAACAUCACUCGCAUCUACAACAUCGGCAAAAGCAACGGCGGCCUCAAACUGUACGCCAUCGAGAUUUCCGACAACCCGGGGGAGCACGAAGUGGGUGAGCCGGAGUUCCGCUACACGGCCGGUUCCCACGGCAACGAGGUGCUGGGUCGCGAGCUCCUCCUCCUGCUGAUGCAGUUCAUGUGUUUGGAGUAUCUGUCGGGCAACCGGCGGGUCCGACACCUGGUGGACGAGACCCGCAUCCACCUGCUGCCGUCCGUCAACCCCGAUGGGUACGAGAAAGCCUUUGAAGUGGGUUCCGAGCUCAGCGGUUGGUCUCUGGGCCGAUGGAGCAACGACGGCAUCGACAUCCACCACAACUUCCCCGACCUCAACUCCAUAUUGUGGGAAGCCGAGGCCAAAAAGUGGAUCCCGCGCCGGAUGGCCAACCACUUCGUGUCCAUUCCCGAGUGGUACCAGUCCAAAAACGCCUCGGUUGCCGUAGAGACACGCGCUCUAAUCACCUGGAUGGAAAAGAUCCCCUUUGUGCUGGGCGGCAACCUCCAGGGGGGCGAGCUGGUGGUGACCUUCCCCUACGACAAGACCCGCUCGCAGGGCGUGACCAGGGAGCAGACGCCCACGCCGGACGACCACGUGUUCCGCUGGCUGUCCUUCGCCUACGCCUCCACCCACCGCCUCAUGACGGCCGCCAACCGGAGGGUGUGCCACAGGGAGGACUUCGCCAAGGAGGACGGGACCAUCAACGGGGCGUCCUGGCAUACAGCUGCAGGCAGCAUGAACGACUUCAGCUAUUUGCACACCAACUGCUUUGAGCUCUCGAUGUACGUGGGCUGUGACAAAUUCCCUCACGAGAGCGAGUUGCCAGAGGAGUGGGAGAACAAUCGCGAGUCUCUUCUCGUCUUCAUGGAGCAGGUGCAUCGUGGGAUCAAAGGCGUGGUGAGGGACCUCCAAGGCAACGGACUAGCCAACGCCACCAUCGCCGUGGAGGGCAUCAGCCACGACAUCCGCACAGCCGCUGACGGGGACUACUGGCGCCUGCUGAACCCGGGCGAGUACCGAGUGACGGCGAGGGCCGAGGGCUACAGCAUGGUGAGCAAGAGGUGCGAGGUGGGCUACGAGAUGGGCGCCACCCGCUGCGACUUCACGCUGGGCCGCACCAACCUGUCUCGCAUCCGGGAGAUCAUGGAGCGAUUCAACAAGCAAGGCGGCGGCAAAGCGCCAGCCAGGCCGCCGCAAGCUCGGCGGUCCGGAGAGAGACGACCGGGGACUUAAUGGUGGCCGGAAAGUGGGGAACAACUCUAAGGACUGAAACCAGAACCUAUUCAUGAUUGUGGGGACUUCCGUGAUGGAGAACAAUGUAUUAUUGUUGAAAAACAUCUCAAACAUUUUCUACACUUACAAAGCAGAUCUAUAUAGUACAGUGAACCCCGGUUUAUGUGGGGAUACAUUCCAGACCCACCCCUCAAUAGUUUUUUUUUUUUUUAAACAGUUUUAAAAAUUACUUUUAUCCCUCCAACAGGCUUUUACCACAAAAAUGAUUAAAACACAAUUUUUAUCAUAUUCGUGGUGUCUGUUCUCAGUCUUGCACAGUUCUCCAAAUGAGAGUUAAGCGUCCUCGCAUCAAGCUAAUUGUCACUCCCAAUUGAAUUUACUCUAAAACACACACACAAAACAAAAGAGAACUAAACGCAUAUUUAAACUUCAAAAUGUUCAACCAAACAUAAUUUUGUAUAACGAACUUUUGUUAGCUGAAUGCUAACAUGCAAUAGGAAACGCCAUACACGGGCUAACGAGAAUUAGCAUAGAUGUCACAAUAAUUAUAAACCCUCCUACAACUGCUUCUUUAACACAAAUGGAGCAGCAACACAUACAGAUGGAGCUUACAAUACUCAGAGGCAUAUAUUCUCUGUGCUUUGUGGGGACACUAUUACUUCAACUAAGUUGGGGACCUUCUCUGCCUUUCCUCCUUCCUCUUAAUUCUGCGGCAUCUCUUCCAGGAGAGUGCAGUGCCCGGCGUGUUGCGACACAACACGGUGCUCCAACUGAAGGCGAGUACAGAGUACCACAAAAAUUGCUUGAAAACCCCACGAUAUAGCGAGGGCACGAACGACGAACCGCGAUAUAUAUAUAACAAGGGAACACCGUAUAUGACAUACUCAUCAUAAUUCAACAUCAUUUUAAAAAAAAUGUAAAUAAUAAAAGACAAACAGACUCUGCCUGAGCAUCUAAUCUCAUGUAUGUACAUAGAGGACCUGUUAAAUUAUGUAAACCACUACA
This is a messenger RNA of Phycodurus eques (leafy seadragon), 3779 nucleotides long. RefSeq names its product carboxypeptidase X (M14 family), member 2 (gene cpxm2). The record is from RefSeq and is a predicted model, not a curated record. Gene Ontology annotation, biological process: proteolysis. The transcript is spliced from 15 exons. Gene Ontology annotation, molecular function: zinc ion binding; metallocarboxypeptidase activity. The coding region runs from base 570 to 2774 and encodes 734 amino acids. Lineage: Eukaryota; Metazoa; Chordata; Actinopteri; Syngnathiformes; Syngnathidae.